GCAGCAAGUCUUUGGUAACAUUGGAAGCGCUCGGUAAGCCAUAAGGCUAAAGUCACAGGCGUGUGUCACUGGUCAGUUUCUGAAACACAAAUAGACACUUUACUGUCACUAGCUGCCAUCAAGUUGAGUUGUGGGCAGUUGUUAAAGUGUUUCAAUUGAUAAGUUUUCCCCUAUAGAUGCCAGAUUGAAAUGAUUAAAUCAAGCUAAUCUAACCAGAUUGCGAAUUGGAAAGGAACAAAACUACCAAAAAUAAAAGAUUAAUGAGAAAAUAGUAAACAAGCGUUUGACUAUGCUUUUGGUCUGCUGUCAGAAAGCCUGUCCUAGGAACCAAAGUUCAGUCAUUGUUUCCUGGACGUUCCGUUUCCAGUGUUGCACACGGGUAGAGAUGAGUGCCGAUCUUUGUCUAUGCAGCUGUUUGUUUUGCUCUGUGUAAUGCGUUUAUGUAAAAUUACCAUAUCACAGAUGUGCAUAAUAUCGGCACUGGACCAGUAAUCGAGACUGUCAACAAAUGCAUAUGAACUAAGAAUCUCAUUUCCAACUCUCGAUUCUCUGACUGGAAUCUACUCCAUUUUUGGCCGCCUCAAUCAGCCUAAAUUGUUGUGGGGCUUCACUACAUUAAAUGGUCCUUCGAGCCGGAUUGAGAGCAACAUCAAACCAAUAUGGAAUCCACAGCAAGCGAUGCAUUAGAUACAAUGAACAGACCUCGCCGCAAGACUAAUCUGCCUUCUCAACUGGACGAUUACAAAGUUGGCUACUGACUUACAAAUGACCCUCCUUUUGAAGCUUCUCACUGUAUCAGCCAACCUGGAAGCAGCUUGAGGAAAUCGUCUCCUAGUGGAGUUAGCUCUCACUCCAGGACCAGUAGGUGGCCCAUUACCUCCACUGGUGUCUAUUUUCCUCCAGAACGCUCAAGUGUCCAGACUGUUAUUUUGGAGGAGAAUAUUAAACAAAGGUAGUUUGACAGUCUCCACCAGCAGGUAGAAGAGGACUCACUAGCUGACGUGGAAUAUCAACGGCUGCAGACACAAGCUAAAGAAGCCUGGCAUAUUCAGGAGGAGGCUCUCACAGCAAAGGAGACCUUAUAUAAGCAGCUAGACAGACAUCAUAUACUGCAACAAUCAGAGACUGAGCUUGAGGUAGCGAAGCUCAUAUCCUCCAUGCUUACCAAAGACACUGGUUCAACACCCCAGUGCCUUCAGGCUCGCCAAACAGCACUUCGCCGCCACCUCAGCUUGUACAAAUUAGUCAAGCCAUGAGUCCACCUCAUCCCUUGUCCUCUAUGUUUUGGCAGCCCUCUUUCCAGUCACCAGCUGUACAGAUUAUUCUUGAUGACUCUGGGGUGUCUCAGCUGUCACUCAGACCACUGCAGUUGACAUUACCUGUAACUGAUUACCUAUAACUGACGUUGUGAGUGCAUCAUCUACUGCAACGCUUCACGUCGCUACAAGCAGUCACAUCACCAGUCUCUAACAUAUCUCAAACUCUCCCUAUAACUGCACCAGCUCCCUCUGUGUUACCAACAUCGAGUGUGGCUCCUCAACCACCUUCAGGAGCUACAGUCGUGUCCAUUGCUGCACACCCCAUAAAUACAAGUAUGUUAUCUGUGCCACAGCAGCGUGCUACAUUCCCAGCCAAUCAUCCAGUACCACCUUCACAUGCAGAUACGUCAUGAAUAGGCCAUGCAGUAGCACCUCCCAGGCCAGUCCAGCCUCCGUUCACCAGGCAUCAGCUAUGGCACCAAAUGUCCCUAGCUAUGCUCAACCAUUUUCAGUCUUGCCUGUGCCCUACGGUGGCUACCCAACAUACCCUGGAACAGAGCUACUGAUUGCAUCAUCCUAUGGCACCCUACGACCCACGCUACCAGUUUUCGAAAGUGUUAAUGAAAGUGAUUUCUCUUUGUUAAAAAUGGCAUUGGACAAUCUGUUGAGUAACCACAGCUUUCUCAGUGAGCAGUACAAAUAUCAGGUCUUGCUAAGCCAUUUGAAACUACCCAGUGCUCAGCAGCUAGCUAAAGCCUAUAUGUAUCAUCCACAGCCAUAUUCAGCUGCACUGCAGGCGCUUCAAGAGAAAUAUGGCCAGCCAAGACAGCUUGUCCAGUUAGAGUUGGGAGCCAUCAUGAGCACUCCACCACUUAAAAUGGGUGACGCUAACGUCUUUGACUCCUUUGCCUUAUCAGUUCAAUCAUUAGUAGGCAUGCCUACUAAUGAGGAAUCUUGAGGGACAGAAUGGUUAUGAGCUUAUGUGUGGCUCUGCCUAUCGUGAUGGCUUUGUGGAAUACUGCCUAAGCAGGGGUAUUCUCCAGACAGGUACAGACAAAACCUACAUGCUUCCUGAUCUGACGGCCUGGUUAGAGAUCAAGUCCCAAGCAAAACGCAUCUCCAGCCGAGCUGCGACCUUGUUUCAGAGUGACUCAUCCAAGUUUUAUGACAAGGCUAGGGCAUUUACCCAUCCAAAGGAGCAGUCAACACUAGUUUUUUUGACCAAUGAGAAAAGUGCAAAGCCCCUUGAAUCCGUAGCCCUUAAAUCCAGCUCCAAGCCAAAGCCAUAUUGUCCCCAUUGUGACAACAGGGACCAUUACCUCAACUCCAAUGCGUCCAAUUUAAGAAGUUGACCACGGACCAGAUUGUCACUUGGAUUAAAGAGAGAAAGCACUGCUGGAGAUGUGGCCGGGCCCAUGCAGCAGAUACUAGCAGAUACUUGCAGAUACUUGCAACCUCAAAUGUCCAUGUAAGGUCUAUAAAGAGUUACAUCUCACAGUUUUUCAUGACUCCGUCAUUGACACCUCCAGGGCUGUUCUCGUGGUAAGCCUGCCACCUGCACGGAUUUACCUCGACAGACCUAACCAUUCACUAAGGGUCAUGUUGAAAGUGGUUAAAAUCCUUCUCCACCAUGGAAGCACAUGCAGUCCUUGACGACGGGUCAGAGAGAGCAAUAGUGCUUCCGUUAGUAGUGCAGCAGCUUAAGUUAACCAGUGAUCUUGAGUUGCUCCCCUUACAGACAGUUCAGCAGUGUCACACUGAACUUGAAGGGGCAUCUGUUUCUUUUGAAGUGUCUUCAGUAGCCAAGCCUACGAAGAAGUUUGUUAUACACAGUGCAUUCACUGCAACCAGUCUGUGUCUCGUGGAGCACAGUUACCCAGUGGCUGCUCUCCAAAAAGCUUAUCGACACCUAAAGGAUCUGCUACUGCCUCCUGUGGACAGGGUGAAGCCAUUGCUCCUUAUUGGGUCAGACAUGCCUCACCUGUUAAUGCCAAUUCAGCCUAUAAGCAAAGGCCCAGUGGGGGGGCCCAUUGCUGUCUGCACACAGCUUGGAUGGUCUCUCCAGGGCCCGAUGAGUCCAAUACAGCCCUUAAUCAGCAGUGUAAUCAGUAGUGUCUUCACAUCAUGACAGUUCCAACCCGUGAUGACCAUAUCCAGCAUGUAGAAAGGCUCUGGCAAGUUGAUGACAAAAUGGUCACCAGGUCCAAGCAAGAUCGAGAGACUUAUACCCUGCUGCAAAAUGCCACCAUCAGGGUGAAUGUGGACGGUGUUCAACGCUGCGCUACCCCAUUGCUGAGAUGAAAACUGGUUAGCAUACUCCAUGCAGAUGAAGAGGCUGUGCUCCCCAGUCUUCGAAGCACUGAGCACAGACUGGCACGGGAUCCUGAGAGGGCUGAGGCUUACUGUACUGAGAUUCGUAAUUUGGAGUCAGCUGGGUAUGUUGCUAAGAUAACUACAGAGUCUUAGUUCAUUCCGCACCAUAUGGUGCACCACAAUGGUAAAGACAGAAUAGUCUUCAACUGUUCAUUUCAAUAUCAGGGGCAAUCACUGAAUGAUCAACUGCUACCUGGGCCGACUCUGGGACCAUCUUCAUUGGGUGUCCUCCUGAGAUACCGCCAACAUGCCGUUGCUAUCGAUGGGGAUAUCAAAGGUAUGUUCCACCAGGUACGCUUGUUGCCUGGGGACAAGCCAGUGCUGCGGUUCAUUUGGAGAGAUAUGCGCAGAGAAGUGGAACCAGACAUAUAUGAGUGGCAGGUGCUCCCAUUCGGACCCACUUGUAGCCCAUGUUGUGUUAUCUAUGUCCUCCAACACCAUGUGUAGGGACACAAAAGUGAUAUGGCUGAUUUAGACGACAUAGUGGAACACUCAUUCUAUGUCGAUAACUGCCUUCAUAGCACACCAACUUUAGAUGAAGCCAAAACUGAGGUAGAACCCGGCUUCAGUGAAUUUAAGAAAGCUGUCUUUACCGGAACUGUUUCAGCGCCUAGUUUUUCAUUUCCUGAUCCAAGCCAAUUCCACACAUGGCCAGAACUGGUCCAAACCACUGUUAGGUCCCUGUAUGGGGCAGCUGCAACAGACACUGACUCUCCUGGUAAGGCUUCUGAUUAUAUUGAAGCAGAGAAGCUCCUUCUGGCACAGGCUUAAAGUGACUCAUUUCCACUUGAAGUUAAGUCUUUAAAGGCCAGACGGCAUAUUCCAGCUGAUAGUCAUUUGGGCUCUCUUGCACCUGAGUAUGAUGGGGCCACUGGUCUCAAUAGGGUGGGUGGACGAUUACGUCAUGCUGAUGAUCUAGAUCUGGAGGCUAUACACCCAAUCACAUUGGACCCUGGCCAUCAUACCACAACGCUGCUAAUUAAAGAGACAGAUCAGCGACUCCUUCACCCUGGCUCGAAACUGGUCCUAGCAGACCUACGUCGCCAGUAUUGGGUGCUUCGAGGCCAAGAAGCAGUUCGUAAACACCAAUACACCUGUCAAGACUGUCAGUUGUGGUGGGUAAAGCCUCAAAACCCUCAAAUGGUUGAUCUACCACCCUUCUGACUGAAUCUGUAAAAACCACCUUUCUAUUCUACUGGUGUGGACUGCUUCGGCCCAUUCGCAGUGAAAGUUGGUCGCCACCAAGAGAAGAGAUGGGGGAUUUUCUACAAAUGUAUGAUGACCCGGUGUGUGCAUCUAGACCUGUUGGCACACUUGGAUGCUGAUGCAUUCCUGCUUUAUCUGCAUGGCUAUAUAAAUCGACGAGCAAGCCCAUGGAACUGCUCUGCGAUAAUGACACCAACUUAUCGGAGGUAAUCGAGAGCUACGGGAGACCUUCGAUGCCAUGUUGCCAAAACUUCAUGAGCUGCUCACUGAGCAGAAGAUUCGGUUCCGCCAUAACCCACCAAGUGCUCCUCACUUCGGAGGAACCUGGGAGCAUUAGGUAAAGUCUGUUAAGACAGCACUGCGAGUUAUCAUGCGAGAGCAGUCAGUGCCAGAACCAGUAUUGCAGACUCUUCUGGUCGAAGUUGAGGGCAUCUUGAAUGUCAAGCCACUUGGCUAUGUAUCAUCGAAUGUUGCAGACUUGGAUCCAGUGACUCCGAACCUACUUCUUAUGGUCCGUUGUGAUGCCUCCCUACCUCAAGUCUUAUAUGACUCCAGCAACCUGCUCGGAAGAUGGAGGUGGAGAUAUAGUCAGGUGUCAGUUAAUAGAUUCUGGACUGCCUUCAUUCGCAAUUACCUCCCGGGUUUGCAGGAUCGUCACAAGUGGAGGACAGAUGUCUCCAUCAGGUCCAUGGCCUCUAAAACCCAGGUCGGCUUCAUAGGUCUGGGGAACAUGGGAAACCCAAUGGCUAAGAACCUCAUAAAACAUGGAUAUCCAGUGAUAGCCUCAGAUGUAUUUCCAGAGUCCUGCAAAGAGCUACAGAAGCUUGGAGCUCAGAUCCUGGACAACCCUGCGGAUGUGGGGGACAAAGCAGAUCGCAUCAUCACAAUGCUCCCCUCUAGCCUCAAUGUUAUAGAUGUGUAUACAGGGCCAAAUGGAAUUUUGAAGAAAGUUAAGAAAGGAGCACUACUCAUUGAUUCCAGCACUAUUGAUCCAGCUGUUUCAAAGGAGAUGGCAGUUGCUGCAGAGAAACUGGGGGCUGUUUUCAUGGAUGCCCCAGUGUCUGGAGGUGCUGGUGCUGCCACUUCAGGUAAGCUCACCUUUAUGGUGGGUGGGCCAGAGGAGGAGUUCAAUGCAGCCAAGGAACUUCUGAGCUGUAUGGGGGCUAAUGUAGUGUAUUGCGGCAAGGUUGGCUCUGGACAGGCAGUUAAAAUCUGCAACAAUAUGCUGCUGGCAAUUGGAAUGAUUGGAACAGCAGAGACCAUGAAUUUAGGAAUCAGAUUAGGGCUUGACCCGAAACUUCUGGCCAAGAUCUUGAACAUGAGCUCUGGCCGCUGCUGGUCAAGUGAUACAUAUAACCCUGUGCCGGGAGUGAUGGAGGGAGUGCCCUCAGCAAACAGCUACCAGGGUGGCUUCGGAACUACAUUAAUGGCCAAGGAUCUGGGACUUGCACAGAAUACAGCGACCAACACAAAGACAUCAGUGCCGUUGGGCUCUCUGGCCCAUCAGAUUUACCGGAUGAUGUGUGCACACGGCUAUGCCACCAAAGACUUCUCCUCAGUCUUCCAGUUCCUCAGAGAGGAGGAGGGCCAAUAGACAGAAACACUCUUUGCCCCUUCCACAGCCUUACCAAGCAUUGCUUGCCUUGUACACAACCUACAUAACAUUGACCCAACUGCCCGAUACAUUGGCAUGUAUGUGAUGGGAGCUGGUAUCAUCUGAUGAAUGAAUGAGUGAGUGAGUGAUUUAAUGAAUACAUGUGUUUAUUUGAUGAUAGUGGGUAUGUAUGUGUGUGUAGGGUCUAUUUGACAGGCUGUGAUCUGUUGGAACCAUGUUACUUAUGUGGGCCUACCCAUGUACAAUUAGUAAUCCACCAAUCGACCUAUCAUUAGAUGCUGUGAAUUUUGAGAAUGUUGUCUGUGUCUGACUGUUGGCUAUCAAAAGACUGAUGAUAUGAUAAUGCAGCAUUUGUCAUAGUUUUUAAGGAAAGGCUUACAGAUAACUUGUGGCUCAUUUCAACCUUAAUAGCCACAAACAUUGACCAGCUCAGCCAUGACACUCCUUAGAGCUUUCUUUUUUUUAACAGAUUUGCAAAGUUUUUAUUUUUAUGAAUAUUCUUGGUUCAGCACAAGUUAAGCACAAUUGAGAGCAUUUGUGGCAUAAAGUUGAUUAUACCACAAAAAAUAAUAAAAAAAAAAAAAAGCAAAAAUCUGGGUUACAGUAAGAAACUUAAAAUGGAAGUGAAUGUCAAUCCGUAAACAUUAAAAUACUCACUGUUUCAAUAGUAUAGCCUUUAAACGUAACCAACAUUCAUGUCUACAUGAUUUUAGUGUGAUAAUAUUGCCUACCUUUUCUGUGUAAAUUUAUAGCCAAUUUUACAACUUUAAAACUACCAAAAAAUAUAACUAUUUAACCUGUUGAUGUGCAUGCACCCCCCCCCCCCCCGAACUGAUGUCACUGUGCUUAAAUUAGUUCACAUAUAUUAUAUAGUCUAGUCAAAAAAGAGUUAAUAAUGUUGACAUAUUAUAAAGACGUAUAAUUUGUCAACAUUAUGCACAAUUUUGAACAGCACACGAUAUGGUAAAUGUGAACUAAUUUAAGCAAAGUAAAGUCAAACCCAUGGGUGGGGUCAAUGAGCAUCAACAUGUUAAACAACUUUACUGCUAAAACAAUACACAAGUUUUAACAGAAGAAUUAAUGUAGGUGCUAUUUCACAUUUUUCCUUUAAAACCUCCAAAAAUUGGCCCCAUUCACUUCAAUUGUAAGUACUUCAAUUUAGUCUUGGUUCUUUUAAGAAAAGGAGGGACAAGUACUUUUGUGUGUGUGUGUGUAUGUAGUAAUCAACAUUAUACCACAAAUGCUGUCGAUUGAGCUUAAUUUCUAUUGAACCAGGAUGUUAAGGUGGGGUCUGUUGAUUCACAGUUGCAUAGUCUACAUGCCAUAUUUGUGUACAUUUAAACACCAGAAAAUUAAAGCAGAAAAUAUCUAACUCAAAGAACCUUGACUUGUUAAUGUGUGCAUCCUUGUGCAUACACAUUAAUGUAACACUAGCAUAAUAGUUUCUGUUGUCCAUACAUUUUUAAUGGCUCUAAAACCCCACCAGUCUACCAGUGUUUUUUCUAGGCCAGCCUGAUGAAUGUGGCUCUCAGUUGAGAGUGAUCCGACACAGCCUGAAUCUUUAGUCUCAUCGAUGUCACACUGUGGAAUGUCUUUAAUACUAUAAAGAAUUCUUCUUUAUGAAGCCUCACCUUAGAUUCAAUGGCUAGAUGACUCAUUGGAUCUUCUCCUCACAGAGGGAACUGAAAUAUUGUAGUCCCACAUUCACACUGUUGAACUUUAGCAUUUCUUUUGAAGGUUGGGAACCUAUUGAAAAUUAAAAUGUUUAUAUGUGAACCCAUAAAUUAUAAUUAGAUCUGUU
This is a messenger RNA of Myxocyprinus asiaticus (Chinese sucker), 8254 nucleotides long. Its product is annotated as 3-hydroxyisobutyrate dehydrogenase, mitochondrial-like. Lineage: Eukaryota; Metazoa; Chordata; Actinopteri; Cypriniformes; Catostomidae. Gene Ontology annotation, molecular function: NADP binding; NAD binding; 3-hydroxyisobutyrate dehydrogenase activity. Gene Ontology annotation, cellular component: mitochondrion. The coding region runs from base 5209 to 6432 and encodes 407 amino acids. The transcript has 8 exons. The record is from RefSeq and is a predicted model, not a curated record. Gene Ontology annotation, biological process: L-valine catabolic process.